AAACCUGAGGCGCGAGGGCUGAAACCUGGCGGAGCGGCGCUGGCGGAUCGCUCAGAGCGGUUUCGGGAGUUGGGCGGAGCGGGUUCCCAUCAGGUCCCGAAAGAUUCGGCGGGACGGGAUUGAUGGAGGCUUCUCGGAGACUUUCUCUGGUGAGCCUGCUGUCCUGCUGCUGAACUAACCACCCGCCUGGAGCUUACGCACAUCUGCAAGCUUCUUCCAAGCAGAAGGGGAGGCCAGGAGGAUGUCUGACGAGACGCUUUUGAGCAUGGAUGAGGGAGCGCUGCGGAAACUGCUGGAGGCCACACUGGACCUGGCAGAACGGCGGCAGAUUCGCUCCGCUAUCCGAGAGUUACGGCGGCAGGAGUUGGAGCGUGAUGAGGAGGCGCUGGCAUCCAAGCGCUUCCGGACGGAGCGGCAGGAGAACAAGGAAAACUGGCUGAGGUCCCGGCAGCUGGAGGAGGAGCAGCAGCGGCAGAAAUCUCUGGACGUACUCUCUGGGAAACUGGAGGCCAUCCAAGAUGUGGAGGAACUGACAACUUUGCUGCGAGGAGCCAGUGAGUACGAGGAACGCAAGCUUAUCCGGGCUGCUAUCCGCAAACUGCGUGCUGAAGAAAUUGAAGCUGCAGCCCUGGCCGGGAAGGUUUUCUAUAACCGGAAGGAGAAGAAAGAGACACUGGAAUCUAAGGAGCAGGAAGAAGACUCUGCAGAUGGAGGUAUUUCUGAGGUGCAGGAGCUAGCAGAGCGGGAGCUGAUCAGGGCCCAGAUCCGAGAGCUGAGGAACGAGCAGCACAGAGAAGCAAAGCCAGUAGACGUUCCCGACGUCUCCUCAGGGACCUUUCUGCUCCUGGACCCAGUUCCUAACCAGCUUUCUUCACGGCCAUCGUCUUCCUCCUUCUCAGAGCCUGAGUCGAGUGCCGAGGGCCCGGAGCCCAGCUCCCAUGACGAUAGUUCUGACACAGAAUCUCAGCCCACUUCCAAAGAGGAGAGCCCUCCUGGCACCUCAGGAGGAGAGGACAGAGAGGCAUUGAGGUCACCCACUGGAGAAGCCACCAGUGAUACCAUGCAGGAACAGUCGGAUAUGCUGAGCACUGAAAAAGAUGCCUGUCUUCCCGAAGAGCCCCACCCAAGUCUUCUGAGUAGUGAGAACAAGAGCACUGAGAUUGUGCUCCAAGCCCCAGAGAAAGAAGCAAAUGCAGCCUGCAAAGUGUCGGAUGCUCCAUCACAUGGCAUCCCGGACCACUGCCACAACACCGCACAGACUACCCCACAGCCAGCUGCCUCCACAGAUAUCCAUCGGGAGCAGCCCUUCCAGAGGUCUGGCUCUGUGUGGGAACGUGCUCGCAAGUUUAGCUCAGAGCCCCCCAGUAAAGCGGGCUCUUCUCCAGCCCCCCAGAAAGGGGAGACUGCUAGCAGGGGUUCUCGGGUCCUACAGCAGCAACAGCAGUUCCUGCACCUACAGCGAGGGGCAGACUUACCUGGGGGAGUCCGUGGCGGCAGUGCUGGCAGCGCACUCCAGGAUGGCACCAGGCAAACAGGGGGGUGCUGUGCUGGCACAGAGCAGGCAGCAAAGCCCACCUCCUCUCAAGCAAAAGCUGGAACAGUCAGGCCUUCUGCUCAGGAUGCUGCCAGCCCUAAAGAAGCUGGUGGCCCCAAGGGGAGGAGCUACAGCAACCAAUGGCAGGGCAGCAAGCUGACACCUGCCCGACAAUCCAUUGAAAAUGCCAAGGGGAGGUCUGCCGGCUCAGAGGAGUCCCGUGCCCAGCCGAGCACCUCCUCCCGCAAUCCCCUGCCUUCCCAAGCAGGCAACCCCAGCACCGACGACGCUAUGAAAACCCUUUUUACCAUCGAGAUCAAGGACGGCCGCCAUCAGCCCAUCCAAAGCCACGUUGUGGGCACGCCGGGAAACCAGCGGGCAGAGAUCACUCUGGGACUGAGAAGUGCCCCCAUCCGCAUCACUAGUACCGGCAACGUUGGUAGCGCCAGCCAUGCCAGCAGCAAUCAGAAGAUGGAUGCCAAGCUGCUGGAACAGCCCCAGGUGGCAGAGAUGGAGUUGUCCAAUGGCACAGAGAAGGAGAAGGUCCAGUCUCAGGAGAAUCAGCAGCGAGGCCGGCUGAGCGCUGAAGAGCUGAGCAAAAUUGAGGAGGAGGACGUGCUGGAUAAGAUGCUGGAUCAGACCACAGACUUUGAGGAGCGGCGGUUGAUCCGAGCAGCCAUGCGGGAACUGCGCCAGCGGAAGCGAGAACAGCGGGAGAAGGAGCGGGACCGGCGGCUGGAGGAGUCUAAGACCAAGGGGGCCAGUCACACCACAGAGACCGCCAUCCGGCAGAGCGCCAUGUCAGCCGACGGCUCAGCCGUCAGUACGGUCACCAAGACCCAGCGCCUCGUUCAGUCCAAUGAUGGCAGCAAAAGUUCCCGGAUGACAACGAUGGAGUCAAGCUUCAUGAAGAGAUCUGAAAAUGGCAACACCUUUGUCCAGACCAAGUCGUCCUUCAGCUCCUCAUCUUCCAAGAAAGUGGGCAGCAUUUUUGAGCGAGAGGACGAGAGCCCCAGCCGUGCAGGUAGCUUGGCUGCUCUGGAGCGGCGCCAAGCUGAGAAGAAGAAGGAGUUGAUGAAGGCUCAGAGCUUACCUAAAACAUCGGCUUCGCAGGCCCGCAAGGCCAUGAUUGAGAAGCUGGAGAAGGAGAGUGGGAGCCCAGCCAACCCAGCAGUUUCCCGAGUGGCUGUCCAGCGCUCCUCUAGUUUUGGGGUCCCCAAUGCCAACAGCAUCAAGCAAAUGCUUCUGGACUGGUGCCGGGCCAAGACCCGAGGCUACGAGCACGUUGACAUCCAGAACUUUUCCUCGAGUUGGAGUGACGGCAUGGCCUUCUGUGCGCUUGUCCACAAUUUUUUCCCUGAGGCCUUUGACUAUGCGCAGCUCUCGCCACAAGACCGACGGCGCAACUUCGAGAUGGCCUUCUCAGCAGCAGAGAAGCACGCGGAAUGCCCACAGCUGCUGGAUGUGGAGGACAUGGUCCGGAUGCGGGAACCGGAUUGGAAGUGUGUGUAUACGUACAUCCAGGAAUUCUAUCGCUGCCUGGUCCAGAAGGGGCUGGUAAAAACCAAAAAGUCCUAGUCUCCCCACCUGCGGAGCUAUGGGUGCUUGUGGACUGCGUGCCCUUGGUGGACGUAGAAGACAUGAUGAUCAUGGGGAAGCGUCCAGACGCAAAAUGCGUGUUCACGUACGUGCAGUCCCUCUACAACCACCUGCGGCGCCAUGAGCUCCGGAUGCGGCAGCAACACUUCUAGCCCCCCUUGGUACCCACCCCACCCAUCACACACACCUCUUCCAGGACGCCACCCUGCCCCCAAAGUGUCCAGCCUAGCCUGGCCCCAACCAGCGGGCUGCGGGUAACAGAGGAAGGCUUUACCCGCCCUGAUGUGUUCCUGUGGUCGACUCCCCCUCUACACGCACACACAUAUACUCUAUCUUCAGAGUGGUGGGGGCCAGCAGCAGCCUCCCCAUCCCCUCAGUAGCAGACUGGGCAGUUGGCCAUUCAAGCUAGCUGGAGGGGGUCGGCACAGACUUGCACUGUUCUGAAGAGAACACAGAGGGCUCGGCCUCCCCUCGUCCACACGUGCUUUUUUAUAUUAUUGUUGUUUACUGUAAGUUAUUCCUUUUAAGAAGUCUGUUUUGUAGCCUGCACAAUGCCCCUCCUCCCAGCACAGCAGAGCUGCUCUAUGACGAGAGAACUGAUCCUGCUCAACCAUCUUAAGGCUUCCAGCUUUCCUUCUCUUGCCAGCUUUGUGGCUCUGUUGACUCCCAAGAGUCCAGCAUGGCUGUUUUGUGUACACGUGGCCCCCAAGUCCUGCUUCCACCCCCAAGUGGGAUUCUUUGGCUGGGAUGACCACAGCACAGGGAAGAGGCAUGCUGAGGGGCUUUCCUCUCUUUCCAACCUGUACGGGAGGGCCUUGGCACCAAGCCUCCAGAAACAGAAGCCAAAUUGUACAUAGAUGUCAUACAUAGCCCCCUUGGGGCCAAACCUCUGCCCCUCCCUGAUUGCAGCUACUUCCCCCUGCCCAAGCAUUGGCGCUAAAUUAGGAACAAGGUGUUUGUUGUCGUUAGGAUUGAUCUUUGGAAACGUUUCAGAGUGCUCAAAGUGCGUUGCAACCGUUGUGUCACUUGUGGAAGCAAAGGCUUGAAUGUGAUUUGUGUUUUAGAGACAUCCGAGUUAACAUGCAUAUGGUUACACUUCUCGGCGCCACUGAGUUCAGUGGAAUGGCCUUACUAGGAAGAGGGAGAGCUAGAUUGGAGUUCAAAAGUAGUUCAGGAAGCUGCAAGGUUUCUAGGGUGCGAACUUUCGAGAGCCAACACUCCCUUUGUCAGAUAUCUGACCAAAGGAACUUUGACUCUUGGAAGCUCAUGCCCUGAAAAUCUUGUUAAUCUCCAAGGAGCUCCUGGACUCGAAUCUCGUUCUUCUACUGCAGGCCAACACAUGGCUACCCUCUGAAACUGGAAAGGGUGGCUAUGCUUUAGUGGGUUGUUACGGAAGAUCAAGUAGCAGCUAAGGGACAGAACUGGCGGCCUUCCCUUCUCUCCACAGUGGGGAAGAAAGGAUAGACUCUGAGUGUGUUGUGAGGCACCUUACCCUGCCAAUUGUUCCACUGGGCAAGUUCUCAUCCCCAAGUCAGCUGCUGCUACCUGUUUCCCUUUUGCAGCCCUGCUGGACCAGACCGUUGGUCCAUCUAGUCCAGCAUCCCAUUUCCAACAGCUGCUGGUGCUGGCAGCAUCCUGCCUCUUAGCCCCACUGGGCUAUCAUUGCUAUCAAGUCACAGCUGCCUUAUAAUGAAUCCCGUAGGGUUUUUAAGGCAAGAGGUGUUGAGAAGUGGUCUGCCAUUGAGACCCUGGUAUUCCUUGGGGGUCUCCCAUCUAAUCACUUGCCAGGGCCAAUUCUGCUUAGCUUUUGAGAUCUGACAAGGUCAGGCUCGCCUGGAGAAGGUCCAGGAGAGUAGCCACCAAUGACCUCUGUAAACCUGACACUCCUUCCCCAAUUAUUGCUCACUGAUUGUGUUGUGUACACGUGCAUGCUGAGCUCUGCAGUCUGUGCACCAGGCAUGAUCUUGUCCAGAGGAGUCACUGAGGCUGAGCUGUGUGCCUGAUGUCUCACUGCAGAGGAAAGUCUGCCUUGACUGUACCCCUUGAGCACUUAUGUUCUUCCUCUGGAUGCUCCAACCCUUUCAGUCUCCAACCAGGUGCUCUGUGGCCUCUUGCACAGCUGCUUUCUCUCCCCCCAAGGGGCUCACUCGCUUAGGAGUGAUGGGCAGCCAGCCGUGGGUUGGAAAUGGCUGAGCUGUUGGGAUCAUAAAAGAACAGGUUGGGCUCCUCCUGCUGCACCUCUGCCAGCCAGCCAGCCCUUACUGCACUGCUCAGCCAGCAGCCAAAUUGUAACCUUCUUUACACCAUCAACACAGGAAUGUCUGUUUCAGCACCAACGAAACAAUAAAAGUUUGGAUAGACGGUU
Messenger RNA from Sphaerodactylus townsendi, 5498 nucleotides. RefSeq names its product smoothelin (gene SMTN). Gene Ontology annotation, cellular component: microtubule organizing center; filamentous actin. Gene Ontology annotation, molecular function: protein binding. NCBI's taxonomy places the organism in Eukaryota, Metazoa, Chordata, Lepidosauria, Squamata, Sphaerodactylidae. The record is from RefSeq and is a predicted model, not a curated record. The transcript is spliced from 22 exons. Gene Ontology annotation, biological process: actin cytoskeleton organization. Bases 242 to 3112 code for a protein of 956 amino acids.